Molecule: messenger RNA, 451 nt
Organism: Stegodyphus dumicola
Lineage: Eukaryota; Metazoa; Arthropoda; Arachnida; Araneae; Eresidae
Product: hemicentin-2-like
Biological process (GO): cell-cell adhesion
Cellular component (GO): cell-cell junction; plasma membrane
Molecular function (GO): cell adhesion molecule binding
Source: RefSeq, a predicted model, not a curated record
AUGACUCAGCAGCAAUCUCUUGUCGAAAACUCUGGAACCGAAAAUAAUGCGAACUGUCAAGGUAGCAGUAUCAACCGAGAAAUGAUUGAAAUGCUUCAGUAUCUCAAAAAUCCUCCAUCUGUGCGUGUACAACCUGCUGAAGGCCUCAUUGUCAAUGAAACGGGAGAGGCAGUUCUAUCUUGCAAUUUCAGUGCCAAUCCUCCCAACGUGACCGAGGUCACAUGGUACAAAGACGGGAAGCAGAUGCAGCCCUCAGCUCCCUUGACCAUUUCAUCGCCUCUGAAUCAGAAAUCGUCUUCCAGCUCCUCUAGCGGAUCAACUUUAUUUGUUCCCAGUCCCCAAUUGAUUUUGAGGAGGGUGUCCAGAUCCGAUGCGGGCUCUUAUUCUUGUCACGUAAGGAACGCCUUUGGGAGGGGUAAUUCCAGCAAUGCUGUCACCCUCGACGUACUCU